Messenger RNA from Galendromus occidentalis (western predatory mite), 1146 nucleotides. RefSeq lists its product as uncharacterized. Bases 277 to 906 code for a protein of 209 amino acids. NCBI's taxonomy places the organism in Eukaryota, Metazoa, Arthropoda, Arachnida, Mesostigmata, Phytoseiidae. The record is from RefSeq and is a predicted model, not a curated record. The transcript is spliced from 5 exons.
GGGCAUAGACUAAUCAAUCAUGGACGCUACCUGGAGCUGGUUCGGGAUGUAGACAGGAUCGAGCGCAAACUUUGGAUGGACGAGCACGAUGGGAUACGGACCAAGUACGCCAUACGGUGGCACCAAGCAGUCCCCAUGACACUAAUCGGAUCUUUCCCGAAAUUCGCGAAACCCGGAGCAUCGAUCGUCGUUUCAUUGACGCAGUCACGUCUCCUAGCAAAGGCUCUCGCGAUAUUCCUUAUCCCGCUCGAGUGAACUCGAUUUCGAAGCCCGGCGAUGGGUGAGACGAACUGGAGUUUCCCCACGCUCGUGGAAGACGAUUCGGUUAGCUCGUCCACAGACCGUGAAGAUUGUCUCAUGACGAACCUAGGUCUGGCGGCCAGCCCCCGGGACGAACUCUUGGAUACCUUGAGAAGAGAGAAGGAGGAGCUGGAACGGAGAGUGGAGGCCACGGAUGCUCACGUAGACAAACUCGAGAGGCUUCUAUGCAAACUCAGGAACGGAAUCCUUCCAGAGAAGGACGAGGAGGAUGAGGAAUGGCUUCAAAUGCACUCUCAUUGUACUUCGAGCACAUGUUGGCGACAAAAGUACGCAGAAUCCUUGAUGCAGUUACGCGCCGCGCUUGUUGACGCAAAGAGCCAAUUGGAAAAACAGCCGUACAGGCCUGGCGAAGAUGGGCACUCCAAGCAAGCCGAUCUCCGAAUGAUCGAAGAGAGCCUACGUUCGAUAGGACCCAUCGAACCACCGACGAGAAACCUCAAACGAAGUUCCGAUUCGGCGGGGGAGCAACCGCACAAAGUUCUCAAACUGACGCCUUCUCAAUCAAGAAGCUCUCUUUCACGAAGGCCGUUCUUCAAGAGAAUGAUAAACAUCUUCAGGAGAUACAAUCCCUCACCGGAGUUAUGAAUAAUGUCUCUUCGCCGAAUUUAAUUAAUUGAUCGAACGAGGGAGAUUGUGAUUCUUGAGAUGAUCCUCCUCAUCAUGGCCCUCGUCGAUGACUACAGCAGACUCUUACCCUAGGAAAAAGGUACAUAUCGCGAGGAUCGCAGAGAAUCUAUGAAACUAUUGUUUUCCGCAGAGAAUUCGUUGACAGACAGAAUUCCAGAAUAAAUUGACGACUCGAUGGAAUAUUGUUCGGAUGCAGAG